AAGCGGCUUGUAAACAGAGCCGGGCCGGGAUGGUCGGCGGCUGGGGCGGAGCGGCUGGCGGUGAGCAAGGCGGGCUGCCUGGGUCGGGGCCCUGCUGGGAGUCGGCUGCAGGCCGCGGGGGCGACCAGACCCAAGCCUCGGAAAUCAAGGAUUGGUGCUGCACCGCUUUGAUAACUACUGCCCUGUCUCAUGAAUAAGCCCCUAGAUGGCCAGGUGAAGGUCACGGCCACUUGUUUCCUCAGCUGCACUGAUGAACCAUUGCUCUCUGUUGGCUGAAUGUUUGUGACACCCUUUCCUGAAGCAGUUUAGAAGACUUAGACCUCUUGGACCCUGGGUCAUGGAAGCUUUGGAAGUGGAUGACAUCAGCCCUGCCUUGGAGGUGACAGAGGACUUCUUUAGUACUUUCGAUAGUAAGCUGGAAAAGGCUGUGCAGCAAGCAGAAGUUUAUGGGAUUCAGGAAGUCCCUGAACUCGUGGGGCAUGAGGUACUCAGUAGCAUAACAGACAAUGGUGCUUUGAGAAAUGUUGCCUCCCUAGGCAAGGGGACCAUGAUUUGGGACCACUGUAAGAGCAGACUCCUAGAAACCAAAGCUCAAAAUGUCUUCCCUGCCAAAGAACAGCUUAUGGUCCAGAGAGGGACAGCCCCAGAUAACCUUUCCUGGAUGGAGCAAAAAGAAGCAUCAACCUUCAACUUUUUCAACAUCUGCCAGCGUCGGAGGGACAGACCUCGCUCUGUGAAUGACUUAUUAGAUGAGACUACCACUUUCAAGCCAGGACAUGCUCGGUCCAGGUCCGAUGUCACCCACGUAGACUGGCGGGUAGUCCUUAGCACCAUGCCUUUGCAGCAGCAGCAGCAGCUAUCCCUUCAAGACCCUCACUUUUCCAGUCCAUCUUUUCUGUUGCAUUCACCCAGUAAGAUUGAAGAUGCUCAAGGAAAUACAGAACACAAGCAGACAUUCCCAAACAUCCUGAAGAAGGGUUAUCUGGAGAUCAGGAAGAACCAUGACAGUUACUGGCAAAGCUGCUACGCUGAACUCUCACCCUACGGCCUGCACUUGUACAGCCUCGACAGCAGUGGGAAUCAGAGCCUGCAUGCCACGUACCAGCUUUCACACUUCCAGAGCGUUUCCGUUCUAGGCAAUCUCGAGGCCAGGAUGGUGGACACUGUUCUCUAUGACAAUUCUCAGCUGCAGCUAAAGGCAGAGUCCCCAUGGGAGGCCCUGGACUGGGGGCAGAAGCUCUGGGAAGUUGUGCAUGCUGCUCUGCCCAGUUAUAUGGGCCAGCAGGAUGACCUGGCAAACUCACCAGGACUUGGUCAUCAUGUUGACUGUACACAGAACCACUGUUUGCAGAAGAAAUCCAGUGGGCUGCUGUCCUCCCCUGUCUUGGAUAGCCCCAAACAGUACCAAAACAUCCUCAAAUCAGGGACACUCUACAGAUUGACUGUCCAAAAUAACUGGAAGGCAUUUACAUUUGUGCUGAGCAAGGCCUAUCUUAUGGCCUUCCACCCUGGCAAGCUAGACGAGGAUCCCCUGUUGAGCUACAAUGUGGAUGUGUGUCUGGCUGUGCAGAUAGACAACCUGGAUGGUUGUGACUCUUGCUUUCAAGUCAUUUUCCCCCAAGAUGUCCUCCGCCUCCGGGCUGAGACCCGACAGAGGGCACAGGAAUGGAUGGAGGCUCUGAAGACAGCGGCCAACGCGGCAAGGAGUUCUGAGCAAAACCUGCAAGUCACGCUGAGGAACAAAGCCAAGGAUCAGAUAGGUGGCCAUGAGCAGCGGAAGAACAAACGCCAGUCCGUGACCACCAGCUUCCUGAGCAUCCUGACAACUCUGUCUUUGGAGCGAGGACUCACUGCUCAGAGUUUCAAAUGUGCAGGAUGCCAGCGAUCUAUUGGUCUUUCUAAUGGCAAGGCCAAGGUGUGCAAUUACAGCGGGUGGUACUACUGCAGCAGGUGCCACGUGGACGACAGCUUUCUCAUCCCAGCACGAGUAGUUCACAACUGGGACACUUCAAAAUAUAAGGUGUCCAAGCAGGCCAAGGAGUUUCUGGAGUAUGUGUACGAAGAGCCGCUGAUCGACAUCCAGCAGGAGAAUCCCAUGCUGUACCUCCACGCAGAGCCGCUGGCCACGGUGGUGCGGCUGCGGCAACAGCUGAAAUCACUCCGAGCGUAUUUGUUCAGCUGCCGGGCCGCAGUGGCGGAGGAUCUGCGGCGCAGAAUUUUCCCCAGAGAAUACCUCCUUCAACAGAUCCACCUGUAUUCUGUUGCUGACCUGCAGCAGGUGAUAGAGGGAAAACUGGCACCGUUCUUGGGCAAGGUCAUUAAAUUCGCCACCUCUCAUGUCUACAGCUGCAGUCUUUGUAGCCAGAAAGGGUUCGUCUGCGAGAUCUGUAACAAUGGCGAGAUCCUCUAUCCAUUUGAGGACAUUUCGACAAGCAGGUGUGAAAGCUGUGGCGCUGUCUUCCAUUCCGAGUGCAAAGAAAAGUCGGUCCCCUGCCCACGGUGUGUCCGCCGGGAGCUGCAGAAGAAGCAGAAGUCCUUCUGGCGGCAGCUGAAUGUGGACGAGAGCCUGGAGGAGGCGUGCACCAUGUUCGAGCUGUCCUACCAGAACACCUGACUGCAGGCUGGGCUGCAUGCACCACAGCCACCCAAGGGCCACUUGUGCCCAUGCAGAUGAGGCUCUUUCCCCUUCAGCUAGAUGUAGAUAUAUAAGUUAUUUAUUUAUACUAUAUACACACCUAUACGUCCUGUACGUAUGCUUUGUGUAACCCAUUGUCCAGAAGUCCACAGAGACCCUGUAGCUGAACUCGUACUAGAGAGCUGAGUUACACUUAGCCAUGAAAUUCAGCUGCUUGCCCCGGCAACUGUGGUUCCCACACUGCUCCAUAGCUCAAACCCUGUGCUCACACUGGCUCGAAGAGCAGGUCUGCUGCACAGGCAUCGGAGGAAGCAUCUCCCACAGCACAGCUUUGGGUUGUUACUGAAUUUUAGCGUUUGCUGGGGAAAAUGAGGUAGAGAUCACUGUCAUCUGCUUCGCAAGGAAAUCUCCGAAACACAAGAAUACUUCUGGAUCCUCCUCCCGAGGCUCCACAGUCCUUGGCAGAGAUGAGAGCACUGAAGCAGAGCCAUGAAGCAGAAACCCAAAGGGUCCCUCCCUCCAGCAGAAAGCUUGAGGAGCAGAGCCACCCUGGGCUUGAAGCUAAUCCCUGCAAAUGACGACACAGACCUCAGCGGCCAGUCACUGCACAUCCCCAGCUGCUUGCUGGUACAAAAGGACCUCAGCGGCCAGUCACUGCACGUCCCCAGCUGCUUGCUGGUACGAGAGGACCUCAGCGGCCAGUCACUGCACGUCCCCAGCUGCUUGCUGGUACGAGAGGACCUCAGCGGCCAGUCACUGCACGUCCCCAGCUGCUUGCUGGUACGAGAGGACCUCAGCGGCCAGUCACUGCACGUCCCCAGCUGCUUGCUGGUACAAAGCCCAGCAACUGCCUGAUGAUAGCUACAGAGUGUGCACGGGCAUCCUAAGACCAGAUCUCCAAGCAUGGCAUGGAGGACAUGUGUUAUUUUUUCAUAGUACUGGCCAAGAAGAAAUAUCCCAGGAUCGUCCUGAAGCAUCUCAGUGUAUAGACUGCUGUAGCAUAUGCCAUGUGCACCUUGAGGACCUGAUGUUUCCUUUCCUGGAGUCCACCAUAGGCAGUGCCCACCUGACAUUCAAUGUUUUAUUGCUCAUUGUCCAUCACAGCACUUUUGAUCCUCAUCAGUCCAUGUAGUGACUCUUGCUUUCGUAUUCUGGGUGUUUUGUUUGUUUGGGAUGGGGGUAUAUUUUAAGAGGGUCUUGCUAUAUAUAUCCCUGGGCUGGUCUCAAACUUGUGAUCCUGCUGCCUCAUCCUCCCAGUACUGGGAUUGCAGGAGUGUACCACUAUACCUGCCCUGCUUUACUUGUUUUUAAUUAUUUUAAAAAUUAUUUAAAAUUAAAAAAUUAUACAAUUAUUAAAGAAUAACUUGAAAAAUACCAACCUAAAUUAUUAAGAAAAUACCAAACAUAAAUAGAAUUCAUGAAUUUAAUAGUAUUAAAAUAAGUAGAUUUAUACAUAAAUAUAUAUUGCCACCUUACAGUAACACAAGUAAAUAUUAUAAGAAUGAGAAAUGAAUCCCUUUGCUCUUUGGAGCAGUCCCCUUGGUAGCCCUUUGUAAGAGCCUAUGUAGUUGUCACUGUGACCAAGAUGGCUGGUAGGAUGGCACUGGGAACCCGAUGGCCAGCAUUCCUGCUGCCUUAACACGAGGAUGUAAUUGGUUAGUGUGUCUUUCGUGUUGAACUGAUGCUGCCCAUGCUUCCGUCUGUUGUUCAGAUCUAGGGGAACACUGGCUCACAAAGCAUGUGUCCAUCGCAUCUCCAUGCUGUUCCCUGCAGGCAGCAGCUCUUUGAUGUGCACUGGGGGACAGCUGGCCGACUUGUGUGGCCGAGGGUGAGCGGCUCACCUCAGCCCACACCGUUACCUCUGGCCCAGACCACAACAUUCACACUACACAUGCGUUUAUUUCCUGGCUACCUGGAAGCUAUAACCAAGGCCUGAAACUUGGUGAAAGACCAGGGCCCUAUUUACCAGACACCUCCGGUAAGUAGGUACCUUUUUUAAACUCUGGGAAAAGUUGACACCCCUCAGACAGAGUAGUAGAGACUGUUGCACACGGAAAGACAAGGGCGGAAAGUCUGCAAUGCUUGGCAAAUAGGCAAACAGAUUUGAGUCUCCCUUCUUCUUCCCCUUCGUGAAAUACAGUAUUUAUAUUUUCCAGCCUCGGAGAAGAGAGCAGAGCAUGCUCUUCCACAGGAGAGUUAUAGACCUGCUUAUUCUGAAACAGAUGUGCUCCUGCGGCGCAGCGCCUUCUCUCUCCACCCCCAAAUCCCUGUCACUGCAGCUUAGUCUUUGGCCUUGCUGUAAUUAAUGUAUCUGAGAUUCCAACUGAGCAUGGAGGCCUGAAGAACACAGCCGCCCCCUCCCCCUCACACACACACACACACACACACACACACACACACACGUUUGCCCUGUGUACAGAACUCACAGGUGCCCAAGGUCAGACCUCCAAGUCAAGGGUGAAAUCUGAAUCCCUGCUCAAGACACCUGAGUUGUCCCUAACUGUCCUUUAACGGGCCCUGCUGUGUGAGCCGAUCUUGGGAGUGCCUAAGAACUUACCCUGGACGUUGCUUUUUGCUUCCUUUUUUUGAAGGGGAAAAAGAUAAACAGUUGUCAUCAGCCAUCUAGAACUAAGCCACGUCCCUACCACUUCUGUUUUCUCUCUGGUGUAUGUCCCUGAGAGCCUAGUCCAUGCCAGGCCUAACAACCAUCUCUGCCAACACCACCAAAAUCUGAUGGGACACAGUGGAGCCAGCUUAGGAGUUGGGUCUACCAUGAAAAUUCAAAAUUGCUAUUUUCAGCCCUGAAUGCCAUAGAGUGCAUGAAGGCCCUUACUGUUUUUAGGCCUAACAAAUUACUUGGUGCGGUGUUAGAUAAUUGUUCUCCUGCUUAGAAACCACCGAAAGAAAAGCGAGCCUGUGGAGUCCCGCCUCCUUCUCUCAUCUCGGUAAAUAUCAUACAAGCAAAGCACAAUGGAAAAUGGCCCAUUAAUCUCCCGGAGCUGGCAGUGGAGUCCGGGGAACUGGUGUAGCACAAGAAUUCCCUCUGCUCAUGCCAGAAACUCGUGUGACACCAUCCAGCCUGGGGGAAGUGUUGGCACCCAACCCCACCGUCAAGAAGCCAGUUCCCAAAAUAGACCUGUGUUUGCACUGCAGCAGGAAGGCCAGAGAGCUCCAGAGGCGGUCAGUCGCGAUGGCAGGGCUGCCUCUUCCCAAAGUUGAAAGCAGCUUUAUGUGAAAACCAUGUAAACUCUGCUUCCCCUGAACUUUCUGUGCUGAAUAAGGACCAUCUUUUGGGAGUCUUCACAUUUGAUGAGCUGAGUGGUAACCACUUCUUACUUCUAUAAUCGGCCUCUACCAAAACAGAGAAUGUGACUGCAGUGCCUUGGGAUGUGCAGGUUCUAGUCCAGUCCUGAGAUAGCCAGUGUUGUGAUGCCCCUCAGCUGCCCCUAAACAGGUUUCUCUGUUAUGCCGUCACUGUGGCUAAGUUGCAGUGCACCCUCUGGUGAGGUCUGGCCUCUCGCUGCUUGUCAUGGGUGCACCCAUGGGUUUCUUUCUGUACCUCCUUAAGGAGACUCGGCCUCCAGCCCAGCCAGCUUAUUCUCUAUCCGUGGGCCAGAACCACCAGACACAAACUACCUAUCAGAGCAGGAUCACAGCGAUGCCACACAUCCCGAGCACCAACUACAAGGACCGCUGCCAUCAAGGAAGCAGAGACACGUUCUGCUGCUCAUUCCAGGGAGAGCCCCGCCACUCUGACCCUGCAGAUUAGCCCUCUCUGUCACCUCCCAGGCUUUGUUGAAAUCACUAGAUUAAGAACUAAUCUUUGAUCCUUUGUUGGAAUACUGCCUGGUUCCAACAUAGACUUUAUUUUAUUUUGUUUUAUUUUUUUUCUUGUAGAAAGCUGUGCAGUUUUAUUUGGGGAGUUUUUUCUACACUACUUUUCACCUCCGAAAUAACAUGGAAAAGUCGGGAAUUUCAGACGACAGGGAAUGGCUGGCACUUUCCUCCUUGGCCUGGCUGGAACCGCUGACCUUUCUCCUUCUCCUUGUUGAUGGUGGGCAUUAGGAGUUUGGGCCACCUCUCUGCACCUUCCUACUUGCCUGACCCCAGGUUACUACAGUUGACAUGAAGAAUCCCCUCGGCAAACCUAACCCAUGCUGUUCUCUGUCAUGGGGACAGGGUAUUGACAGCUAGGACUCAGCACCCAGCAACUCUUCCUAGAGAUUGUUGUGUCCUUUCUUUGGAUUCCAAGUUCUGACUCAAGAAUUUCUUCCUGGUGUGUUUGAGUGGGUGCAGGGCUGAGAUAAAAAUUCCACACCACUGUAAAACUCGGUAAAAAAAAAAAAUCAAAGGAAAGCAUAGAAUAUCUCCUAGCCUGACCACACCUGUCGGAGCUUGAUGGAGCCCUGGCUUCGCAGAGUCGGCCCUGGCGUGCUAGGGAGCUCUGGCGAGUGGGACACGGGCCACUCUGCUGGAUCCAUCUUGGAGGGAAGAGGCCACUGACUGCUCAUCUUUUUAGGAAGCCCCUUAGUGAAGCCAGUUGUUUCCCAGGCCAGUUGAAUAAGACACCUACCACAGCUUUUCCACAGUUGAGUCCCUCUAGCUGGCCAUGGAAGCUACAGACCAGCCCCGUCCUCUCUCUUGACUCCCUUGCCCCUUCAUCCUCAUCCCUGGUCCAGAUUUGGGCCUCUUGAACUGGCCUAUGGCUCCUCCUUCCCACUGUCUCUUUCCCUGUAGGAGUGCCUUAUAGUCUAGUAUAGUCUGACCCACUUGAAGCCUGCAGGACCCUUCAGCUAACCGUGGAUCUCCUGGCUCUUCCUGCCGGCCGCUCUUCAGUACACAGCAUACUGGAACCUGAUUAUUCCAUGAUCACAUCAGACCUUCCACCUUUGCUUAACCUGGUGCCUUAACUUCACAAGUAAAGGGAUUCACAUUGUAAACACGUUAUUGGAGUGGAACAUCGGUUUCUUCAGUGCCAUUGGCUCCUUUACCAGGAAAUACAAAAGACAAAACACAAUGUUUUGGCCUUGUUUUAUGUUUCUUAGCCACUCUGUUUGCUUGCUUUCAUUAACCAAACUCAGGGGAAUGUCAUGUCACCAAGGUCAAUGAGGGAAGAAACUAGCUACCUAGAACUGAAUAUGUGAAGUCUACGGACUUAGUCCUUAUGAAGUUCAAAGUGACACCAAUACAAAGGUGUCCCCUUCUCUGCCACCUGUGCCCCACAUGAGAAGGGGAAGCCUCUAAGAUGCAUGUUGAUGAUGGUGUCCCUGUGUGCAACCUGGGCAACCUGCUGAGCCACCAAAGCAGGCUUUGCUGGUGGAGUGUUCUGCCCUAGGUCGCCUGUCAGGCUCUCAUUGUAAACAGUUAUUCUCUGUCUCUGGGGAAUGGAGAAUGCCAAGAGUGCAGGUCUGCAGGCGGAGGACGAGAGGGUGGUGAUGCAGACAGCUUGUUCUCGGGCUCCCGCGUCAGAUCCCUGUCAUUGCCCCUUAGUUCUGCUCAUGCAGUACGGAAUCAAUUAGGACUUUGCAUUUGAGCUGUUCCAUCCCUCUGUGUAGUGGUUUGCCAUAGCUGAUGUGCUAAUUUGUGUGUUCUUUGUUGUCUGAAUUUUAUUGCUUUUUGUUUUGGGUUAAUUUAUCCACAUUUUUGUUUACAUUAUUAUCUUUUAAGAUAGUUACUGUAAUAAUAUAAAACGGAGGCUACACUCUUGACAGAGCAUCUCUUUUUACCCGUUCCAAAUUGUAUACAGUUCUCUCUCUCUCUCUUUCUCUUUCUCUCUCUC
Chionomys nivalis (European snow vole) is the source of this 8414-nucleotide messenger RNA. RefSeq names its product pleckstrin homology domain containing M3 (gene Plekhm3). The record is from RefSeq and is a predicted model, not a curated record. NCBI's taxonomy places the organism in Eukaryota, Metazoa, Chordata, Mammalia, Rodentia, Cricetidae. The transcript has 8 exons. The coding region runs from base 338 to 2614 and encodes 758 amino acids.